AUGGGUGGAUCUCCAGAGUUCCAGGGAGAGUCUGGCGAGAAUUCAUGGGGCAAAAAUAGACAGUAUAACAAACAGACCAAUACAAAGCUCAUCGAAGGGAGGCUCAUUGCAUCAUGGAUGUUAGUCUUAUUCAAUCUUUUCAGGGUUGAAUUCAAGACGCGACGAACUGCGUUAGGCGGAGGAUUUCAGGGGCAAGUUUUCCACGCACUAUUAUACUCUACUCGGUAUUUGAGAAUCCGUUUGAAGCGAGUAGUUCGUUUACGAGGACAAAAUCUAAUUGUUGCGUCCGUGUCAGGGCUAGGUUUCCUAAAGGAAUGGCCCGUCUGUAAAACUCCAGCGGAAACUCUUCCAAUUGAUAAUUGUGGAGUAAGAAAUGAGCUAUCAUUAAUACUAGAAACUCGCAUUGAUCUUGAGAUUGAGAAACUUGGAUUGAUAUUGUGA
Sclerotinia sclerotiorum 1980 UF-70 is the source of this 441-nucleotide messenger RNA. RefSeq lists its product with no specific name. NCBI's taxonomy places the organism in Eukaryota, Fungi, Ascomycota, Leotiomycetes, Helotiales, Sclerotiniaceae. Bases 1 to 441 code for a protein of 146 amino acids. The transcript is spliced from 3 exons. The record is from RefSeq and is a predicted model, not a curated record.